Hemicordylus capensis (graceful crag lizard) is the source of this 3314-nucleotide messenger RNA. It is a transcript of the gene RNF14, whose product is annotated as ring finger protein 14. Gene Ontology annotation, molecular function: zinc ion binding; ubiquitin conjugating enzyme binding; ubiquitin protein ligase activity. NCBI's taxonomy places the organism in Eukaryota, Metazoa, Chordata, Lepidosauria, Squamata, Cordylidae. The transcript is spliced from 8 exons. Gene Ontology annotation, biological process: protein polyubiquitination; positive regulation of proteasomal ubiquitin-dependent protein catabolic process; ubiquitin-dependent protein catabolic process. The record is from RefSeq and is a predicted model, not a curated record. Gene Ontology annotation, cellular component: cytoplasm; ubiquitin ligase complex. Bases 255 to 1673 code for a protein of 472 amino acids.
GAGUGGAGGGGCCCCGAGGAGUAGCUGCGAGGAUAGGAGGAGGGCGGAGCUGGGGCUUGCGGGAGUCGAAGGUGGUUGAACUACGGAGUGUACAACACUGGAGUCUGUAGAAGGGCAACGCACCGGGAAUGGGCGAGUGUGCGCUGAGUAACGCAGCCUGGUGAUGACAGCAAGCAUAUACAGCACGUGACUGUUAGGAAGCGGUCAGACUGGAAGGGUGGCAAAUGCUUUACAACUGUUCACAGGAACUUUAAAUGUCUUCAGAGGACAAAGAAGCUCAAGAAGAUGAGCUGCUUGCUUUGGCAAGUAUUUAUGAAGAUGAAUUCAAGAGAGCAGAGUCUGUACAAGGAGGAGAAAUUAGAGUCUCUGUGGACCUGCCACAAAACUUCAGCAUAUUUGUGAGUGGCUCCUCAACAGAUAAUCUUCAAGACAGCAAGUUUGAAUGCACUGUGUGCUUUUUGCCACCAAUUGUGCUGAAUUUUGAACUUCCAGCAGACUACCCGUCAACCGCCCCACCUGUGUUUGCCCUCAGUAGCAAAUGGCUGUCCCUGCUACAGCUUUCUGCCCUUUGCAAGCACUUGGAUAACUUGUGGGAAGAAAAUCAAGGCUGUGUGGUCUUGUUUGCCUGGAUACGGUUUCUCAAGGAAGAAACACUUGCCUAUCUGAACAUCACCUCCCCAUAUAAACCAAAGAUAUAUGACCACAGAAAAGAGCCAAACAUCACAAACAAAGAAGAAGUUUGUUACAGCAUAGCAGCUUCUGCGACGGCACAAGAAGAAACUCUUGAUGUGAGAGCUGUCCAAGAUGUUGAGUCUCUGUCCAGCCUGAUUAGGGAAAUUCUAGACUUCGAUCGGGCCCAGGGAGAAAAAUGCUUUAACAAUAAAAUGUACUUGUGUAAUAUCUGCUUUUCUGAAAAGCUGGGAAAGGAAUGUAUGUAUUUCAUGGACUGCAGGCAUGUGUACUGCAAGGCUUGCUUAAAGGACUACUUUGAAGUUCAGAUCCGAGAUGGGCAGGUCCAUUGCCUAAACUGUCCGGAACCAAAAUGUUCUUGUGUUGCUACUCCUGGGCAGGUGAAAGAGCUGGUAGAAGAGCAGCUAUUUGCACGGUAUGAUCGCCUGCUGCUUCAGUCAAGCCUGGAUUUGAUGGCAGAUGUUGUAUAUUGCCCACGUCCAUGCUGCCAAACGCCAGUGAUGCAGGAACCAUCUUGUAGUAUGGGCAUCUGUCCCAAGUGUAGUUACGCCUUCUGUACUCUGUGUAAGAUGACUUACCAUGGCGUCUCUCCAUGUAAAGUAACUGCAGAGAAGUUAGUGGAUUUGCGCAAUGAAUACCUUGAAGCAGAUGAGACCACAAAAAAGUUUCUAGAACAACGCUAUGGGAAAAGGGUGAUUCAAAAGGCUCUGGAGGAGAUGGAAAGUAAAGAAUGGCUGGAAAAGAAUUCCAAAUCAUGUCCUUGUUGUGGAACUCCUAUAGAGAAACUAGAUGGCUGCAACAAGAUGACAUGUACUGGCUGCAUGCAGUACUUCUGCUGGCUUUGUAUGGGUUCUCUCUCAAGGGCAAACCCAUACAGGCACUUCAAUGAUCCGGCCUCCCCAUGCUUUAACUUGUUAUUUCAGACUAUGCAGAAUGAUGCUGACUUAUGGGAUGAUGAUGAUGAUGAUGAUGAUGAAGAUUAGUCUCCUAGUAUCAAAAGCUGAAGAAAUCAAGAGUUACACCUUGCAUGCUGUUCAAGGUUGUCUUCAGUACUGGCCCGAAAGAAGAUACAGAAGCACUGCAAGAUGCUUACAGAACUUUAAAUUUCUGCCACUAGAAGCCUUUAACCGCUUGGAGUAGUUGUCCUUUCCUUUAGCUUUUAAAUAAUAGAACACUGAAAAAUUGAGCGAGAUCCCUAAAAUUCUACACCACUCUCCAUCUUGUAAAUGACCCUGUUGCCACUAAAACUGAUCCAGAUUGAUACAAAAUGGAAAUUCUGAACUGCUCCUUUCCUGUGAGCACAGUAGCUUGUUUAUGUCAGUAUCUGUUCCAGUAGAGGGAGAUAAUUACUUACCAGCUUAUUACGAAAUUGUUCUUUUUGAGAGCAGGGAGGAUUUGUGUAUGAAUAUAAUCUUGCAUGGAACUGCAUGUCAGCUGCUGCAAUGGAUUUAUUUAGUUACCUGUUUUAUGCCUUUCUAGAGCUACACUUAGUCUAUAAGUGAUCCUCAUUUUUUUUAAUACUUCAACUGACAUCUUCACAUUCUACUAGUUAACUGCUGUCAUCCACUGAUUUUAUUGGGGGCAGACUGUGUGACUACUGCUCGUUUAGACCCCUUCCAUCCCCUACACCCCAGUGGGAGUAGAAGCUACCUGUAGAAAACAAAGCCAUCUAGGAUUUUAGUAUAGCUAUGAUUGGACAGAAACUGUCUGUCCCACACCUAUGAGGGAGCAGCAGCUGACUGUUCACAUGGGGCUGUGAUUUUGGAGUGGGGGUAAUUUUUAGUGUGACUAAAUAUACUUCUGCAUCGCUGGAGUACUCAAACCACUACCUUUAUUUUUGGGUGGUCUGUUAAUUUCUAAACUGAGUUCACUAUUAUUUUGUGAUAAAAUACACACCAAUUAACACAAAUAUAUAAAAGAUUAGUGGUCAUCUAGAAAGCCAUCAAGCAAAUGGAUUUUGCUUGCCAAAGGCUAGUGAGAAUAAGAGUCAUAACUUGUUGCCCAAAAGGACAUGGGCUCCUCAUAAGUGCCUCUUCAAGGGAGUGCUACACACAGCUACACUACUGAAAAAGGCCUGCCUGCUAGCCACUGACUGAACUUAAGUAGGUAGGGGCACCUAGAACAGAUCCUUUGACAGUUUCAGUAAUUACGAAUGUUCAUAUAAGGAGGAAGUCGUCCACAUAUCUUACUCCCAGGCCAUUUAGGACUUUAUAUGUAAGAAGGAACACUGAAUUGUGCCUGAUAUUGUGUGUCUGCACAACUAGUUAUUUCCUUAAUCAUGCCCAGCAUGCUUUUUAUAGGCUCAUAUAUGAGCCGGGGGGGGGGGGGGGGCAGUUGGAAAACAUUAAUCGUGCUCCUGUCUUUCUCCCAGUCCCUGGAGGAAAGAGAUCAAGGUUGUAAGGGUAAUAAUAAGAGUGCAGGCGGAUGAUCCUCAGCACGUGCAAUAUUUGGCACCUUAGAGAGCUUCAAAACAUGGUUAUAGGGAACUGUAAGAAUAAUUGUGUUGAUUGCAUAGUAACUUGUGAAGCUUUCUAACUUCUUUCCCUGAUAUUCUGUUUUCUAAGAUCCAGGAUCCGAUGAUGUUUAAAUCUUCCAACUACUGUGAAAUAAAUACUAUGAUUCUG